This is a messenger RNA of Aspergillus sclerotioniger CBS 115572, 952 nucleotides long. RefSeq lists its product as uncharacterized. The transcript has a single exon. Lineage: Eukaryota; Fungi; Ascomycota; Eurotiomycetes; Eurotiales; Aspergillaceae. The record is from RefSeq and is a predicted model, not a curated record. Bases 63 to 887 code for a protein of 274 amino acids.
GUUCUCUGCAACGUGGACUUGAGAAUGAGGAUCGACUCCCGGAUUUGCAACGGAGGCUUCGGAUGCUUCCAACGGACUUGGAGGCCUAUUUUCGCCACAUGCUCAAUAACGUUGACUCAACAUAUAGGGUAGAAGCAGCGAAAUGCUUCGAUAUUGUCUUGCAGUCAAAGAGGGCUCUGAGCCUGUUGACAUAUUCUUUCCUCGAUGAAGACGAUCCCGUUCGGCUCGUGCUUGCUUCACAUAUCAAGCCCCUUACAGCGAUUGAUCUGAGAUCACGAUGCCGGGCUAUGAGUAAGCGUUUGAAUGCCAGAUGUCAGGAUCUCCUGGAAAUAACAACGGCCACACAAACCUCUAUACCUUCAACUGCUCUAGAAGCGUUACUACAGAGCUCUGGUAGGCGUACAAAUAUACCUAGGAGUACCAAAAGUAAUUUCCCAACACCCGAUGAUUUUCAGCUCUACCGUGUUGAUUUCUUGCACCGCACAGUGCGGGACUUUCUUGAAGCAGACGAAAUGCGUGGAAUGUUCUCAAGUCGGUUACUGGCAAUAUUUGAUUCGCUUCGUUGGCUCUGUGCAUCAUUCCUACAACAAGUCAAAUGUCUGCCCCCAGGACUGAGCUUGGCGAGUAUUCGCCCGCUUUUUGUAACACUGGUAGAAAAUGCCACGUGUUUUGCUCGUGAGUCUGAAUUUUGUGGGCAGAACUCUAGUCCCCAGACAGACUUGUUGGACGAGUUGGAGCGUGUCAUCGCAGUUCUCUAUUCCAAGUUCGGAGCCAACCUCCUGAACUCUUUCAUGGAGCCGGAUACCUUCGGGCCCAUACGGCAUCUAACCGAGGCCGUAGGUGGUAGCUUCACGGCUAUAUGCGUUCGAAGAGACCUCUUUCUGUAAGUCCGUGAAAGACUUGACGAUGAACCAAGAUUGCAGACGCGAGAGUACCUGAGCGCACUUUUGCU